UCACAGCCAGCAAAGCAAAACCACCGUAGUCUUCCGGUUAACCUAUUUUUUUUCUCCCUCUCUUUCCGCUUUCUCCUCUUCCAUUCCCAAUUUGCAACAGUAGCGAUCUUUUCCGCGCCCUAUACCCAACCCAAUCAACAUCAUGGCCAACGAACGCGAGAGCAAGACUUUCCUCGCCCGCCUCUGCGAGCAGGCUGAGCGUUACGAUGAGAUGGUCACCUUCAUGAAGGAGGUUGCCAAGCUCGGUGGUGAGCUCACCGUUGAUGAGCGCAACCUCCUCUCCGUUGCCUACAAGAACGUCGUCGGCACCCGCCGCGCCAGCUGGCGCAUCAUCUCCUCCAUUGAGCAGAAGGAGGAGUCCAAGGGCUCCGACAAGCACGUCGCCAUCAUCAAGGAGUACAGGCAAAAGAUUGAGACCGAGCUCGAGACCGUCUGCAAGGAUGUCCUCGAGGUCCUCGACGAGGCCCUCAUCCCCCACGCCGCCACUGGCGAGUCCAAGGUCUUCUACCACAAGAUGAAGGGUGACUACCACCGUUAUCUUGCCGAGUUUGCUUCCGGCGAGAAGCGCAAGAACGCUGCGACCGCGGCUCACGAGGCUUACAAGAACGCUACCGAUGUUGCUCAGACCGAGCUCACUCCCACCCACCCUAUCCGCCUGGGUCUCGCCCUCAACUUCUCCGUUUUCUACUACGAGAUUCUUAACUCCCCUGACCGCGCCUGCCACCUCGCUAAGCAGGCUUUCGAUGAUGCCAUUGCCGAGCUCGACUCGCUGUCCGAGGAGUCUUACCGCGACAGCACCCUUAUCAUGCAGCUCCUCAGGGAUAACCUCACUCUCUGGACCUCGUCCGAUAAUGGCGAGCCUGAGGCCGCCGCUGAGGCCCCCAAGGCCGAGGAGAAGGCUGAAGAGAAGGCUGAGGCUGCUGAGGAGAAGGCUCCCGAGGAGCAGUAAGCGCAUUUUUCCAGACCGUGGUUUCUUUCACCAUGACGGGUGCAUGCCCUCACUGGUCGCCUGAGGUGUACCGGAGUGGCACAGGAACGCCCGUCCUUUGCGCAACUGGUCUCGUGUUGCUUCUUGACUAAGAUAGCUAGGAUUUUUGUAAACUUGAGCUGGGCUUUGUUCUCUCUGGACUUGACCGGCUGGCGGAUGGAGCGUGAAAUAUGCGGCACAUUGGCCAUUGGCAGGACGGGGGCUUCGAUAAAGGAAGUUGGUUGAUGUCGGGGGCCACUGAAAUGCAGGGCAUGAUAGUCGUUUCCUAUUCUCUUAUUAUUAUCCUUUCCCUGUUGUCUUUGUCGCCACGCACCUCUCCCUUCCACCUGCUUUUUCUCGGGUGGGAAGAGGGUAAGAGAAGGAAACAAGAAGGUCUCUGUUUAACAACUCCCCCCCUUCCCAACAAAAAGCCAAAGGAACUAUACCAUUCCACUUGGCGAGGAAAGCAAAUGAUACUCCAAUCAGAGAUAUAUCCCUGUCCUCUUAUGAGGACGUUCACGUACCACGAUUGUUUUGCGGUGCUUCUAAAUGCCCUUACACUACCUG
Messenger RNA from Neurospora tetrasperma FGSC 2508, 1534 nucleotides. RefSeq lists its product as uncharacterized. Gene Ontology annotation, cellular component: cytoplasm. The record is from RefSeq and is a predicted model, not a curated record. The coding region runs from base 143 to 949 and encodes 268 amino acids. Lineage: Eukaryota; Fungi; Ascomycota; Sordariomycetes; Sordariales; Sordariaceae. The transcript has 5 exons. Gene Ontology annotation, biological process: signal transduction.